UCUGAUCUCAGAGGCAAUCUGAGCGCCAGGAGCACGCAGACAGCACAGGGCUCUGCAGCCCGACCCGCAGCUCCAAGCGUUGGGGUACGUGGGACCCCCACAGUGCAGCCAUGCCAAAGGGUGGGACUGCAGCUGUUGGAAGGAGGCACAGCCUGUGCUCCUAGUUGGACUUCCUGAGACAGAAGGAGGGCAGCGGAGGAUGCGGUCUGGGAGAUGAGUGGCACUGAGGAUGACAGCCGCUGUCAGAAGGCAGUUCGCAUCAUCACCGAGCUGUGCAGGAAGAAAAGCCUUCCUGCCCUGCAUCUGGACACGUGCAGGGAAUUCCUUCUGCCUUCAGACCAGAGCCUGAGCAUCUCCGAGCCAGAGCUCUCCGUCAGCCUCCUUGCAGUGAUAGUUAUUGUGUGUGGACUGGCCCUGGUGGCAGUUUUUCUGUUUCUCUUUUGGAAGCUGUGCUGGGUUCCCUGGAGGAACAAGGCCCUUUCUUCUAACCUGGCCGUCUUGCAGAGCGAGGCAGACUACAAUAAGGAGAACAUGGCAGACAAGCUCCAGGACACAGGCACCAUCAGCUUCCUGGAGGCAGCUGUGAAAAUCAGCCACACGUCACCAGACAUCCCUGCAGAGGUGCAGAUGUCCAUGAAGGACCACAUCCUGCGGCGCACGCGGAUCCAGAGGCAAACAACAGAGCCUGCAUCAUCCACCAGGCACAUCUCCUUCAAAAGACACCUUCCACGACAAAUGCACGUAUCCAGCAUGGAUUAUGGCAUGGACCCACCCCCCGUCGCCGAGCAGCCGACCAGCAUCGGCCGCAUUAAGCCUGAGCUCUACAAGCAAAAAUCUGUUGACUCCGAGGACCCCAAAAAGGAAGCAGCAAAAACCUGUGGGAAAAUUAACUUCACUCUCAAGUACGACUAUGAGAACGAGACGCUGACUGUCCGAAUUCUCAGGGCUUUUGAUUUGCCAGCCAAAGAUUUCUGUGGCAGCUCAGAUCCCUAUGUGAAGAUCUACCUCCUGCCCGACAGAAAGCGCAAGUUCCAGACACGGGUGCAUAGGAAGACCCUGAACCCCACCUUCGACGAGUCCUUCCAUUUCCCUGUGCCCCACGAGGAGCUGGUGAGCAGGAAGCUCCACCUGAGCGUCUUUGACUUUGACAGGUUCUCCAGACACGACAUGAUAGGAGAAGUUAUCUUGGAGAACCUGUUUGAGGACUCGGAUCUCUCCAGGGAGACUUCCAUCUGGAAGGACAUUCAGUAUGCGACAACGGAAAGCGUGGACCUGGGAGAGAUCAUGUUUUCCCUUUGUUAUUUGCCAACUGCAGGUCGCCUCACCUUAACAGUCAUUAAAUGCAGGAAUCUCAAAGCGAUGGACAUCACCGGUUACUCAGAUCCAUAUGUCAAAGUCUCUUUGCUAUGUGAUGGUCGAAGACUGAAAAAGAAGAAAACUACCAUAAAGAAAAAUACACUUAAUCCUACUUAUAAUGAAGCAAUAAUCUUCGACAUUCCCCCAGAGAACAUGGAUCAAGUCAGCCUGCUCAUCUCUGUCAUGGAUUAUGAUCGAGUGGGACACAAUGAGAUAAUUGGGGUUUGCCGUGUGGGGGUCAACGCGGAAGGACUGGGGAGAGACCACUGGAACGAGAUGCUGGCGUACCCACGCAAGCCCAUUGCACACUGGCAUCCAUUAGUGGAAGUAAAGAAGUCCUUCAAAGAGUGGCAAGGCCGAGCAGCGAGCUUUGACAGCCAGAGCUCCUGUCCUUCUCCCAAACCACCUCCCACGCCAUGAUGUGCAGAGAUGGGACUCCGCAAUGUUACCGUGCGCCUGCAGCCUCAGCCUUGCAUUGCUGAGUGGUGGGGGCAGCAGCCAGACUUCCCAGCCUCGUUGUUCCUGUGUAAGUAAAGGCAGAAACCCGUUCUGUAGUCAACACGUCUUUGUCUAAUAGGUCUCCCAAAGUGAUGUGUUCCUUUUGUGGCUUUACCGUCCGGACCCGUAUUAAGAGGAAGAAAGCAGACUGAGAUGUAAGCUGGAAGUUUGGUCUCUUAAACAGUUUGUAAUCUGUACGAAGGCUGGAAAUGUGCAAAGAUGUUUUGAGUUCCUACAGACAGCACACGUGGCCGGGAAGCAGCCGCCUGGCCCUGCUGUGCUGCAGGCUGGGUCUGCUUGGGUCAGAGCUGGGGGGACGUGGGAAGGCUUCUCCUGGUCUGUGAGCAGCUCAGUGCUGUGAUGGCUCAGCCCGAGCUCAGCACUGUGUGUACAGGUCUCCUGUUGGUGUAGAGGUGUUCAUGAGCCGUUACAAGUGUGUGCAGUGUGUGUCUCCAAUUCCUUUUGUCAUAUAUUCAAACAAAACAAAAAGCUGUUGAUUCCUCAGGGGGAAAACCUGCUUUUCUGUAUCUGAAGCCUCCCUAGAGCUAUUUGCAUGAACACUUUCUUAAGAUGCCCUUUGUAGCUGCUGCUCAUUGCUCUGAACAUCACCACGUUACCUGGAGUGGAGAGAACUGUGUUGUUGUUGUGAGCAGAGCUCGGAUGUGAAGGGGAAACGGUGCUUUGCUGUUAUAUAUAAAAUAGGUGAGAUCCUCACAUGAACACUAGAUCCUUCUUUCCUACAUUGUCCCACUCAUAGGAGGUGAACAAAAGGGUAAUGCAGAAACACAGCUGCUGCUGAAAACUGCCACAUGCUUUUCCUGAACAAUCAGCACUUCCCAGUGAAUUGAGUUUUGAUGCCCAAACCCUGGAGGAAGGUCAAGUUUGGAAAGAUGAAACUUUCCUGAUCCCAGGGCUGGAGAGGCCAACAGUGAGCACAGCUCUGCAGGAGCAGCUCGUUGAGCUCAUCUUUAUCAGAUAGCUGCAGCUGGACCCUCUCACACCUUGGAUUUCUCUCUCAGUUGCUAAAUGCAUUAGUGCUGUUUGUUCUGCCGUAAUUCAAUCAAGCCAGUUAAAAUAUUUUGCUUUCGAGUUGAAGCAAAAUUUGCUAGAAAGGCAGCGUUUCCCCUCAUGCCAGGUUAGCGGUAGCUGCAUCCAUCAAGUCAGCUUCAGUUUGCAUUUUCCUAAAUGUCACAGCAUCAGCCUUGGCUGAGCAUCACUGCUGUGAGCACAGAGGAUGCUUAUUUGCACCGUUUUUCUGGGUAACACAAAUCCUUUGUUCAAGUGAUGGACAAAUGUGUACUUUCUCAUCACACCUCGUGUCUUAAUUCUCUUCUUCAUCUGCUACAUGCUAUAGAAGCCGAAACUCAAUAAAAUUGUUUCAUUUGUAA
Molecule: messenger RNA, 3242 nt
Organism: Tympanuchus pallidicinctus (lesser prairie-chicken)
Lineage: Eukaryota; Metazoa; Chordata; Aves; Galliformes; Phasianidae
Gene: SYT6
Product: synaptotagmin 6
Exons: 7
Coding region: 214-1776 (520 amino acids)
Biological process (GO): regulation of dopamine secretion; regulation of calcium ion-dependent exocytosis; cellular response to calcium ion
Cellular component (GO): membrane
Molecular function (GO): calcium ion binding; syntaxin binding; phosphatidylserine binding
Source: RefSeq, a predicted model, not a curated record